CUGCAACCGGCUUUAUUUUCUAGGCGUUUUCCACUCUUUUUGCACCAAGAAAUUUAUGGCAUCCUUCUAAUUAUUAUCAACGUCAAAAUGCCACUUGCAUUUCCCUCGAUCUCCACCAUAUUGGGCAUAGCCUUUCUAGGCUAUAUUGGUCAUUCCAUGUGGAUGAUGGCCCAACUCUUUACCACACUCAAAUGCACAGACCUCCCCUGUUAUAAUUCCUUUCUUGCGAAUCGACCACGUAUGCAGUUGGCACUAUGGACGUCCACCGCCCACAACCCAAUAUCAACCGAAGUCACCAAAGUGGAUAGCAUUAAGAACUUUGACUACUUGAAAUCCUACGAAAAGGACUAUGAGAUUAAGGUGCCGGCGAAAACCAGACGAAACGGUACUUUGUACAUGCAAGUUGUGUUGGCAUUGCAAGGGGAACCAUUAGAGUGGAAAACACUGAGGAGAGAUGGACCAACUGUUAUACACAGUUUGAGUAUAACCGAAUAUAUGGUGCCAAAGGCAGCCGCUUAUAACCUUUUGUCUGAUGAAAAGGACGCUGCCACUGCAUCCAGAAAAUCGCAGAAAGCUGCUAAACCAUAUGCCCACAUCAUGUCAGAAGUCCAUGUAUCGUUGUUAACUGAUUUAAUAUCUUUGUCAGCCGCUGAUGUACCACCAGAAAUGGCUCCACUAAUACAUGUCAACAGACACCAGCAAAUUUUACCCAUCCUAAAAACAGACUUCUUCAAUACUCGCAUGAAGGAUUUGGUUGAAGUGGACCGCAAUAUGACCACUUUUAAGAUUAAAUUCCAUUUCCGUCCAAUGGGCAUUGGCCGAUUGCGUCUAAUGCUAAUGAUUGAGCAUGCCAUGAAAAUGAUGUAUCAAAUGGGUUUCACCAAAAACGAUGUGGAGGAAAUUAAAUCUAUGCUCUCAGACGCGAAUUUGUAUUUGCUUUUAGUCACCAUAUUUGUGGCCAGUAUACAUAUGCUUUUCGAUUUCCUGUCCUUUAAAAAUGAUGUAGCCUUCUGGCGCAAAAAGAAAUCGUAUGAAGGUCUUUCAACCCGUACAACACUUUGGCGUGCAUUCUCCCAAAUUGUUAUCUUUCUGUACCUGAUGGAUGAAAAGACAUCACUUUUAGUAGUUAUACCAGCCGGUAUAGGAGUACUAAUUGAAUUGUGGAAAUGUAAGAAAAUAUUAAAAUUGGAAAUUAGCCUCAGUGGAAUUCGGAAAAAAGAGGAAAUCGCUAAUAGUGCAGAAUCAAGAAAGGCUAAGGCAGUUGGUUCUGCAGAAAUGAAAACAGAAGAAUUUGACAAACAAGGAAUGCGUUAUUUAAGUUACCUCUUGUAUCCACUGUGCGUUGGAGGUGCUAUCUAUUCACUGAUAUAUUAUCCACAUCGCAGUUGGUACUCUUGGACGCUGAAUUCGUUGGUAAAAGGUGUAUAUGCAUUUGGUUUCCUGUUCAUGUUACCCCAACUGUUUGUAAACUACAAACUUAAAUCUGUGGCUGCUUUGCCCUGGCGCGCAUUUAUGUACAAAGCCUUUAAUACGUUUAUAGAUGAUUUCUUCGCCUUUAUUAUAAGCAUGCCCACAGCUCACCGUGUUGCCUGUCUACGCGAUGACGUUGUUUUCCUCAUAUAUCUCUAUCAAAGAUGGCUAUAUCCAGUUGACAAAAAUCGUCUCGAUACAGGAUUAAGCAUUGAAGAUAUGGCUGACAAUGAGACUAUAACAGAAAGCAUUGCGGAUGAUGUUUCUAACGAUGGUAAAGCCAUUGAAAGUAAAAAACAAAAAUAGAUGUACUCACAUGUGUAAUUUUUAAUAAAAAAAAAUUAAACAUUCCUUUUUACAUGUAGACAAAUAAAAAACUAAUAUUUUUAAAAAUAGUUAUGAUUACAACACACUCAUUGCAUUUUCAAGUGC
Messenger RNA from Musca domestica (house fly), 1902 nucleotides. Its product is annotated as lipid scramblase CLPTM1L. Gene Ontology annotation, cellular component: endomembrane system; membrane. Lineage: Eukaryota; Metazoa; Arthropoda; Insecta; Diptera; Muscidae. The transcript has 3 exons. Bases 88 to 1776 code for a protein of 562 amino acids. The record is from RefSeq and is a predicted model, not a curated record.